Macrosteles quadrilineatus (aster leafhopper) is the source of this 1528-nucleotide messenger RNA. Its product is annotated as nuclear transcription factor Y subunit gamma-like. Gene Ontology annotation, cellular component: CCAAT-binding factor complex; nucleus. The record is from RefSeq and is a predicted model, not a curated record. Gene Ontology annotation, molecular function: DNA binding; DNA-binding transcription activator activity, RNA polymerase II-specific; protein heterodimerization activity. The transcript is spliced from 7 exons. Gene Ontology annotation, biological process: regulation of DNA-templated transcription. Lineage: Eukaryota; Metazoa; Arthropoda; Insecta; Hemiptera; Cicadellidae. The coding region runs from base 266 to 1228 and encodes 320 amino acids.
AACACGAAAGAAACACGACUUUCACGACUACGAUCUACGAUCCAGCUCAACCAUCCAACCAGAGGAUCUCUUAUUACUUCGAUUUCUGAUUGGAGACUUGGAGUUUUUGGACAUUUUGAUUGGUUACUAAAGUAAAGUCAAUCCUUCUUAAGACGACCUGUUUGAAAGUAAGAUAAUUAAUUAAUUUAGUAUUAAUUUUACACUUGAGUUUUAAAGAGCAAAGUGUGAUCGAUCUCUAGACGAUAAACAACUCAGUAUCUCAGUAAUGUCCCUCUUCUUUGUCAACAGCCAACAAGACAAUGACUUGGACGGAGAGGGUGCCUCGGGUUCUGCUUCAGCCGCAGUUGUUCCCCAGAAUGUGUCAGAAGCUCAUACAGCCCUGUUGGCAUUCUGGCCCAAGAUGACAGAGGAAAUCAAGAAAAUAAGUCAAGUUCGGCUAGAUGUGAAAACUCAGGCUCUCCCUCUGGCAAGGAUAAAAAAGAUAAUGAAACUAGAUGAAGAUGUAAAAAUGAUCAGUGCUGAAGCACCGAUGCUGUUUUCUAAAGCGGCUGAACUUUUUAUUCACGAACUUACGCUGAGGGCAUGGAUACACACUGAAGACAACAAGAGACGCACUUUGCAACGAAACGACAUCGCAAUGGCCAUCACAAAGUACGACCAGUUUGAUUUCCUCAUAGACAUUGUUCCCAGGGAUGAAAUAAAAACUACGAGCAGCAGAUCGACAAAUGAAGCAAGAACGCCCAUAAAUCCUGAUCAGGUCCAUUACUAUUUCCACCUAGCUCAACAGCAUCAAGCAGCUCUACAACAAGCAUCUGCAGCUCCUGCGUCGUCUGCACCAGCACCUGCGCCAACCAUACAGGUAGUACAACCUACCUCCGGUCUGCACACAAUCACCGUCUCCAAUCCCAGUGAACAGCAAAACGGAGGUAACACCAACAACUCGGCCAGUCAGCCACACAUGGUGCAACUACAGACUAAUCAAGGACAGACGGGCAUUCAACUCGUACAGCAGGUGGUUACGGCAAAUGGGGAGAUCCAAAAUGUUCCAAUUCAGUUAUCUCCCAGUCAACUGCAGAUGAUCAGAAUGCAGCUGAACGGAGGAACAUCGUCGCCAAUCAUAGUACAAGCUCAUCCUCAGAUAAUUCAGGUCAACCAACAGAACUCAGGAUCAACGCCAGUGUAUCUGUCCCAAGCGACAUCAAACAACAAUCCAUCCGAGGCAGAAUAGAUUUAGCUGUGUGUAAAUAUGUGUGCAUAUUGUAAAAAAAAACUAUUUAUAACUCUCAGUAAUUUUAUCUUAAUAAAUACCCCCAGUUGCAGUAAACCUGCAGACUAGGCCAUUUUCCAUUUGACUCAUUGAAUUUUUACCAAAAUAUUUUUCUAAAUGUUAGAUUUAUUCGCUAUUUAAAUAACAGGUUUAACCCAGCCCUUAGGUUUGCUGCUACAGGAAAAGAAUUAAGGUUGUUUAGCAAAUUUUGAUAGCUUAGAAGGAAACAAAAAAUUGGCUGAAUUUGACAUAUAGGUACAU